UAACUAUGACGUGAGGAAGGCAGGAAUCAUGGCUCGCUCAUAAUAUUUAACACACCCACUGGAAGCUGGAGCUGCAGAGCUACUAGUCCAACCAGUCUCCAGAAUUCAGUGUAGCUGAAAGAGGUUUUCACUCUGCACCUGCCAAAGAUCUCUCCCCCCUCUUCCCUUCUCUCCCCCCUUCUCUCUUCCUUUCUCCCUCUCUCUCUAAAAGGCAGAUCUGUAAGACCCAGCAGAGAUCAAAGACGGGAACUCUUUGCUUAAAAGAACCUCUGCUGAUUUAUAUUAGUUUCUUUCCUCUAGUCCUUCCUCUCUUCCCCCCCACCUUUUUUUUUCUGUGCCAUAUUUAACCUUUAUGUUGUAGUUGUGCCACCAGACAGUUUUGCUGCCAAAAAAACCCAACCCAAGCCAAAGCAAAAGCCCAGCUUGGAUACAGCAGCCACCCAGACUUGAUCUCAGUUGAACAUACUAAUCUCUCCCAAGCACUGGACGCGAUGGAUGAAGAAACUGGAGCCGCUCAAAGAAAAUGAUUUUCCAGCCAAUGUUCUUAAACAGUCUCAGAGAAGAGAGGGAGCGAGCGGGAGAGCGCUUCUGCUGCAUCACUGGGCACAUUCAAAGGAAGGGAGUCAGCGUUUCCAGCACAGCCAAAUAUUAUGGAUGAUUUUUUAUCUUCUGUCGCCUUUCCGUACAGGUUUUCUUAAUAUUAUUCUCCUCCCCUCCUCCAUCCCGUCUUUUUUUCUUAGUUUUUUACAUUUUAUUUAAUUAGAGCUAGUGUCUGAUGCCGGUUUCUCUUCAAGAAUCAGUUUUCCCUGUUUGUUGUGAUCCCUGUAAUAAAAAGAGAGAGAAAUCGUGAGCAGAUGGCUUUAUACAUUGCAAUGCCUCUGGCAUUGUUUUCCUCUUGAUUUUAAAAGCCCGGUCCGGUGCUCCUUUAUUUUUUAUUUUUCCUUUUAUUUUUUUUUUCUUUCUUCCCUCUCCUAAGUUCUUGAUGAUACUGAGACAUGAGGACCUAUUGUUUUUAGCCUGUUUAUUUCUCGGCGCCUAUGGAGGUAACUUUAUUGACUUGAUCGCUCGCUUCCCGAUCCGAAGGGAGACAGCCGAAGCCCCGGGGGGGGAGCUGGAAGACCCACGCCUGCCCGGGCUUUCUCCGCCAAAGCGCUCCCGACCGACCCGGCCGCCUCCCCUCCCUUCCCCGGUAAUUUAUUAGCCGCCCCGGCCAUGAAAAUGCUCCUGGUCCGCAAGUUCCGGGUGCUGAUCCUCAUGGUGUUCCUCGUUGCCUGCACCAUGCACAUCAUGAUCGACCUGCUGCCGCGGCUGGAGCGGCGGGGAACCGAGGGCCGCCCCGGCUGCUCCUGCCCGCCGCCCGCCGCCGCGCCGCCCCGCGCCGCGCCGCGCUGGCCCAGCAAGCACACGCUGCGGAUCCUGCAGGACUUCAGCGCCGAGCCGGGCUCCAACCUCUCCUCGCAGUCGCGGGAAGCGGCGGAGCGGGCGGCGGGCGGCGGCGGCGGCGGCGGCGGUGGCGGCGCAGGAGGCGGGGGGGGCACGGCGGCGGCGCGGACGCGGAGACUGAUCGGCCCCGGGGCGCCGCGCCCGCCGCCCCCUGCCGCCGCCGCCGCCGCCCCGCUGGCCGCCCUCUUCCAGCACCCGCUGUACCGCGCCGCCCUGCCCCCGCUCGCCGACGGCGACCUCCUCUUCAAUGUCAACAGCGACAUCAGGUUCAACCCGCGAGCGGCCGAGCACCCCGAGUGGCAAAAUGAAGAUAAUGAAGAAUUUUUGCCAACUGGAGAAACCUCCAUAGACUCCUACCCAAACUGGUUAAAAUUCCACAUUGGCAUUAAUCGGUACGAGUUGUAUUCCAGACAUAAUCCUGCAAUUGAGGCUUUACUGCAAGACCUGGUCUCCCAAAAGAUAACCAGUGUUGCAAUGAAAUCAGGAGGCACCCAGCUGAAGCUGAUCAUGACGUUCCAGAACUAUGGACAAGCAUUGUUCAAACCGAUGAAUACCAGCUCAGUUGUGCAGUCUCAGGCCUGGGUUAUCCCUGGAGCUCUAAAGGAACUGCUUGGAGCCAGGAUGGAACAAAAUGAGUCCCAGAGGCAAACCAGAGAACAAGAAACCCCACCAGACUUUUUUUAUUUCUCAGACUAUGAAAGACAUAAUGCAGAAAUAGCAGCAUUUCAUUUGGACAGGAUCCUGGAUUUCCGUCGUGUGCCACCAGUUGCAGGUAGACUGGUUAACAUGACGAGAGAAAUACGAGAUGUUACUCGUGACAAGAAGCUGUGGAGAACAUUUUUCAUCUCACCAGCCAACAACAUCUGCUUCUAUGGGGAAUGCUCCUACUACUGCUCAACAGAGCAUGCCCUGUGUGGAAAACCAGAUCAGAUCGAAGGGUCCCUGGCUGCUUUCCUACCUGAUUUGUCUUUAGCUAAAAGGAAAACCUGGAGAAACCCUUGGAGACGUUCCUACCACAAGCGCAAGAAAGCAGAAUGGGAAGUUGAUCCAGAUUACUGUGAAGAGGUUAAACAAACACCCCCGUAUGACAGUGGGACCAGAAUUUUGGAUAUAAUGGAUAUGACAGUUUUUGAUUUCCUAAUGGGUAACAUGGAUCGACAUCACUAUGAAACCUUUGAGAAGUUUGGAAAUGACACAUUUAUUAUCCACUUAGAUAAUGGAAGAGGGUUUGGAAAAUAUUCCCAUGACGAACUUUCCAUAUUGGUGCCUUUAAACCAGUGCUGCAGAAUAAGGAAGUCUACCUAUCUGCGAUUACAGUUGUUAGCCAAGGAGGAAUACAAACUCAGUCUCUUGAUGAAGGAAUCUUUACUAAAAGAUAAAAUAGCUCCCAUUCUCUACCAGCCUCACUUGGAGGCAAUGGACAGGCGGCUGCGGAUUGUCCUCAAGGCUGUUAGUGACUGUAUAGAAAAGGAUGGUUAUGACAAUGUGGUUGAAAAUGACUUUAACACUGAUGUUAACACUGUUACGACUGAGAGGUAGUGAAAUCGCAAGACUACUUUUUUACCAGCCAAGUAAAGAAGAUUCAAAGAGGAAAAAGAAAAAAAAAAAUAGAGUCUUGCAAAAGACUGUGUAUGCCAUUUUGUGAAUUCAGUGAAUUCAGAAAUGAGAUAUAAUUGUUCCCAAAGUAGGUAAAGUGUAGACUCUGCAAAGGAUUAGUUCAUUAAGAAAAAUAAGUCUAAUGUGAUGCUUUUCAUUAGUUCGUAAAGAGAGAUUAUGAAAAGAUUCAGAAAAUACUCAGAUCAUUGACAGGCAACAGUCUGAUAGCAAAACACCUCCUGUCCUUUUUUGUAUAGAAAGGAGGCCUUUACUUAAUAUUUUGUAUUUAUAUAUGCUAUAUCUAUGAAACCCCAGACCUACCUACCAAAUUUAACUGAGAGGGACGGCAUAGUUUUGUGACUCACACUUUAUUUGUGGUGACAGUCCACUUAGUAUUUUGUGUUAACCCUUUAAGUGCUCUAAUCCACUGUAUCUUAUUUGAAUUGAAUGCUUUUUAUUUUCUCCAGCUACUCAGCAUUUAAAGGGUUAAGGCACUAUGAACUUUUAAAGGCAAAAAAUAAUAAUUAUAAUAAUAAUAAUAAAUACAGUGGUUACCAGAAGGGAAUUUCACUAAUUGUGCAUUGACAGGAAUACUUGAAUGUUGGUUUUACAAAGUGAUGUAAAAUGACAAGUUGUACCAUUUGUCCAUAAGGAGGUGGCAGCUUUUAUCUUUCUAGACUAUCAUAGCUAAGCUGCUACUUUUCAACUUUGCUUUUGAUAGUUUUGUGUAAAUAUAUACAUAUAUGGGUAAAAAGCUGCUUUCAGCAGCUCUAGGCUUACUUUUGCAGCAUUUUUGUGGAAUUGUUUGCAACGUGGUAAAAGUGCAAUAAAGAUAUGGCAAAAUGUGUA
Messenger RNA from Neopsephotus bourkii (Bourke's parrot), 3888 nucleotides. RefSeq names its product FAM20C golgi associated secretory pathway kinase (gene FAM20C). The transcript is spliced from 11 exons. Bases 1213 to 2982 code for a protein of 589 amino acids. The record is from RefSeq and is a predicted model, not a curated record. Gene Ontology annotation, biological process: protein phosphorylation. Gene Ontology annotation, cellular component: Golgi apparatus. Gene Ontology annotation, molecular function: protein serine/threonine kinase activity. Lineage: Eukaryota; Metazoa; Chordata; Aves; Psittaciformes; Psittacidae.